Chenopodium quinoa (quinoa) is the source of this 523-nucleotide messenger RNA. Its product is annotated as 14 kDa proline-rich protein DC2.15-like. Lineage: Eukaryota; Viridiplantae; Streptophyta; Magnoliopsida; Caryophyllales; Amaranthaceae. The record is from RefSeq and is a predicted model, not a curated record. The transcript has a single exon. The coding region runs from base 96 to 470 and encodes 124 amino acids.
CAACACAACCCCUAUUUCCCUCACUCAACAACUAACCUUCUUUCAAACCCUUACAAUCCCUUACCUUAAACUACAUCCCCUAACCAACCCUCAUCAUGGCUACCACCACCAAGCUCAUCGCGGCCAUCCUCAUCCUUUCCCUCGUAACCCUAUCACCCGUAUGCAACGCGUGUUGUGGUUGCACUACUCCCCCACCCGUUACCCCUAGCACGGGCAAAUGCCCUAUUGACACACUUAAACUUGGUGUAUGCGCGGACGUUCUAGGGCUAGUCCAUGCCGUGAUUGGUAGCCCACCCUCUGGUACUCCAUGUUGUGCCCUAAUCAAAGGUCUUGCUAACCUCGAAGCCGCUCUUUGCCUUUGUACUGCCAUUAAGGCUAACAUCCUUGGCAUCAACUUGAAUGUGCCUGUUACCCUAAGUGUUCUCCUUAGCGCUUGCCAGAAAGAUCUUCCAGAAGGAUUUAAAUGCUAAUUAUUUUAAGUUGUUCAAUUUAUUUAUGCAUGGAAAAUUACAAGAAAAAAAAA